CAUUUUGUUUUCGUCUUCUUCUUCUUCUUUCUUCUGCUCCCUUAUAUGUCUCUCCUUCUUUCCAUUAAAAUGUUGCUCACUUAUAUGUCUCUGAAAUUCCAGGAUGCUGUCGGUGGGGCUUGGGUUCACUCAAUUGGACUCCCAAAAACUAUGAUUGUGGUAGAUAGGCAACAUCCUCAAUUGAUAGGGGUGGGCAAAUCGAGUGCAAGCUCUUUAAAGGGUCAUCGACACACUUCUUUGAUGGGUGCCGAAUGGAGGUGGACAUAAUCGGUCAUCAAUGGAGCUUGGGUUCACUCAAUUGGGUUGAUUUUUGCCAUGGUGACCUUCAAGACUUGCAUUCGACUAGAAUGAAGGCGAAGAAGAGCCUUUGGUUCACUGGAGGAGCAUUUCCUUCUAUGUCACUAUAUGCCGGAUCUAACCAAUAGAUUUCUUUCGGACAAGCAUAGAAUAAGCCUUGUCUCCAUUUUACGUUUAUUUUUUUCAUUGAACUGCUUGUGUGUAGAGAGGUGUAUGGGUUCAUUGUGUAAACAUAGCAUUUAACAGAAAUAAUAUAAAUUUCUUUUACAA
This is a messenger RNA of Rubroshorea leprosula, 567 nucleotides long. Lineage: Eukaryota; Viridiplantae; Streptophyta; Magnoliopsida; Malvales; Dipterocarpaceae. The record is from the annotation of a GenBank genome assembly.